AUGACGCGGGCUGCGGCUAGGGCUGGCUGCCGCUGGGCGCGCUGCGCCUUCGUCGGCCUUCUCGCGUUGUCACUGCUGCUGGUCACGUCUGCGUUCAGGCCCAAGCCGAAAUUCGUCAGUUCGCUGCAGCACCGGCGGCAAGAGCCGCACCUGCAGGUGGAAGGCAGCCGCCGGGCGCCGCCGCUGUACGGGUCGUCUGCGGACGAACCCAGCGGCGUCACGAGCGGGCUGCAGGACGCUUUGCAGCAUAAAAUUGGGCUCUCAUCUGAGCUGUCCGGCAUGGAAGACGCGAAGGUGACACGCUUGGACGACGAGCUCGGCCUCGGCGCGCUGGGCCCCGACGUCAAGGUGCAGGACGAGCAGAGCUUCCCCUUCCAGGCCGAGGUCAGCAGGGUGAUGGACAUCAUCGUCAACUCGCUGUACACCGACAAGGACAUUUUCCUCAGGGAGCUGGUCUCCAACGCCGCCGACGCCCUGGACAAGCGGCGUAUACAGGCGGACCCGGAGGAGAAGGUCCCCAAGGAGGCGUUCGGCGGCAUCCGCAUCUUUCCCGACAAGGAGCACAACACCCUGACCAUAGAGGACGACGGUAUCGGCAUGACCAAGGACGAGCUGGUGAAGAACCUCGGCACCAUCGCCGAGUCUGGCACGGCCAAAUUCCUCAAACAGCUUGAAACUUCUAAAUCCACUGAUACAAACAACCUGAUUGGGCAGUUCGGUGUGGGAUUCUACUCUGCCUUUUUGGUCGCCAACAGGGUGGAGGUGUUUUCGCGGGCCUACGGCCAUGAGGACGGCCCCAUCUACCGUUGGAGGUCCGACACCAGCGGCAGCUUCAGCGUCGGCCAGGUCGACGACGAGCAGGUCAGCAGCUCGUUCAUGAAGACCGGCACGCGCAUCGUGCUGCACAUAAAACCCGAGUGCGACGACUAUCUGGAGGAUUACAAGAUCAAAGAGCUGCUAAGGAAGUAUUCCGAGUUCGUCAGGUUCCCUAUCCAGGUGUGGGUGGAGAAGGUUGAGUAUGAACGUGUGCCUGACGAAUCCACUGCCGUGGAGGGCAAGCCCGGGAGGUACAAAACCAUCAGCAAGAAGAGGCACGAGUGGGAGCACGUGAACACUCAGAUCCCGAUAUGGCGUCGUGACCAGGCGGACAUAAAGCCUGAGGACUACGUGUCGUUCUACAAGUCGACCUUCAAGGCCUACGACGACCCCAUGUCGUACAUCCACUUUAGGGUGGAGGGUCAGGUGGAGUUCAGCUGCCUGCUGUUCGUCCCGGGUUCGCUGCCGUGGGAGCUCAGCCGCAACAUGUUCGACGACGAAUCGCGUGGCAUCCGUCUGUACGUGAAGCGCGUGUUCAUCAACGACAAGUUCUCUGAGGCCGUGCCGAGGUGGCUGACGUUCGUGCGCGGCGUCGUGGACAGCGACGAGCUUGCGCUGAAUGUCGGUAGGGAGUACCUCCAGCGGUCCAAGGCGCUCACCGUCAUCAACAAACGCAUCGCAACAAAGGCCCUCGACAUGCUGAAGAACCUGAAGGCCGCGAACCCUGAGAGGUUCAGGAAGUUCUCCGACCACUUCGGCAAAUACAUAAAGAUCGGAGUUGUGGAGGACCGUGAGAACCAACAGGAACUGGCGUCGUUGGUCACGUUCUGGUCCACCAAGUCCGGCCAGAACCGUGUGUCGCUGGACGAGUACGUGGGCCGCAUGAAGCCAGAGCAGUCGGCCAUUUACUACCUCACCGCCGACGAUAUAAAAUCCGCCCAAAGCUCGCCCUCGCUUGAGAAAUUGAAGGCGCUGGACUACGAGGUGCUGUACGCUCUUGAGCCCAUAGACGAGUUCUGCCUGUCCUCGCUGACCGCCGCCAAGUACAAGAACAUCACUGUGCUCGACGUGAACAAGAGCGACCUGAAGCUCAAGGAGGCGGCGGACGGCGAACCAUCGCAAAAGCAGAACCCCGUGGAGUUCGAAACGCUGUGCGGCUGGAUGAAGGCGCUGUUCCCCGACGACCUGCACGACGUCAAGGUCAGCACCCGGCUCGUGGAGUCGCCUGCCAUUUUGGUGCAAACCGACUUUGGGUUAUCCCCAAGCAUGCAGCGCUACAUGAAACAGCAGGCCACGUCCGCCGGCAUGAACGACACUGAGCUGUUCGGCACGUCAAUGAUCAGCAAGCCCGUGCUGGAGAUCAACAUCGACCACCCGAUCAUCCAGCACCUCAACGCCAUGGUGAAGACCGACAAGCUGAGCGACCUUCCGCGGCAGGUGGCCAAGCAGCUGCUGGACGUGGUGUCGAUCCAGGGCGGGUACAGCGUCAAGGACCCUACGGUGUUCGCGCGGAACGUGCUCGACAUGAUGCAACGGGAGGCGAAACAGUUCCUGGACGCCAAAUCCGCGUCCGAGUCGUAG
Messenger RNA from Babesia bigemina, 2397 nucleotides. Its product is annotated as heat shock protein 90, putative. NCBI's taxonomy places the organism in Eukaryota, Apicomplexa, Aconoidasida, Piroplasmida, Babesiidae. The record is from RefSeq and is a predicted model, not a curated record. Bases 1 to 2397 code for a protein of 798 amino acids. The transcript is spliced from 3 exons. Gene Ontology annotation, molecular function: ATP hydrolysis activity; ATP binding; ATP-dependent protein folding chaperone. Gene Ontology annotation, cellular component: perinuclear region of cytoplasm; plasma membrane; cytosol. Gene Ontology annotation, biological process: cellular response to heat; protein stabilization; protein folding.